Molecule: messenger RNA, 2910 nt
Organism: Marasmius oreades (fairy-ring Marasmius)
Lineage: Eukaryota; Fungi; Basidiomycota; Agaricomycetes; Agaricales; Marasmiaceae
Exons: 8
Coding region: 1-2910 (969 amino acids)
Biological process (GO): protein monoubiquitination; protein polyubiquitination; proteasome-mediated ubiquitin-dependent protein catabolic process
Cellular component (GO): cytosol; nucleus; ubiquitin ligase complex
Molecular function (GO): ubiquitin conjugating enzyme binding; ubiquitin protein ligase activity; cyclin binding
Source: RefSeq, a predicted model, not a curated record
AUGGCCACGUUAGUAAAGGUCAAGACCAAGGAGCGGCAGGAUGUCAAUGCACACCUUCUGUCAUCUGUACCAGCACCGUUCCCAAGGGAGAGGCUUCAGGUCAAUACUACAAACGCUUCUCGAGAUCAACCGGUGGUGAAAGAUCAUGAGCCCACCCACCAGCUAAGCUCAUCUCAUAUGACCGAAGAAUCGGAUGAGGAGGAAAAGGUCAAAAUGUACGAAUUAAUGCCUUCAAUCGUGAACGUCGAGCGGACAUUGUUGAUGACAUUGAACAACUUGCUCUCAGUGAGCCAUCGGUGGAAGACUAUAGUACCAGAGAGGCGACAUUCCAUGCCAAACAGCCCCCAGAGCUCGACGACGCCACGAAUAGAAUUUGAAUCUACUUCCUCUGCACUACAGACCCUCGUCUCGAAUCUCCGCAGUCGAACACAAGAUGGGUCCAUGGAGGAAGUCUCCUCUGCGCAGAAUGACACCGAAUUGAUUAAUGAGCUCCGUUCUCGCGUGGAUGACCUUUCGUCUACGCUGGAACCCUCAGAUGCAGAACUCACUCGGGCGGUUAUAAUGCUCCUGUCUCAUCUAAACCGACUUUCAAUAAUCUUGAGUGCCUCUCCUUCACCAUCCAGCCAGAUAGCCCAUUUGCGCUCAUUUACGGCUUUGAACGCUUCUAGUGGAGACAAUGUCUUCGACACACUCAAACGCCAAUUGAGUGAUUUCCAGUUCGAACGCCUCACAUCUUCAUCCUAUAACGUUCCAUCCGGUUCUAAGCCUGUCAUUACUGUCGAAGCUGCCUUGCUGUGGACUAGGAUUGAUGAAGAACUAGAGACGGUCGUUUCGAUGUGCAGAGAACGUACUGAACAGUUGCCGCGGUUUUCUGCCGACAAUCUUCCUCCUCAGUAUGAUGCUGGUGACCACGACGAGAAGCUUCCGGAAUACGAUUCCGAGACCAGACUUUCACUUUCAUAUGACGGAGAAAAACCUCGGCCCCAGGCUACAUGUUCGCCUAUCAUAUCUGCUGGCCAGGGAUGUGAAAAGAGGCGACUCGAUUUUGAAGCGGUAACGAUGGCUAUAGAUCGAUUGUAUCUUGUUGCUCCACAGCUCCACAACCAACGCGUAGAAUUGAAAUCCUCGAAAUUAGCGCAGAUGGAAAGGGCCAGGAAAGAGGGGACGCAAUCUAUAAAGUUACAAGGCAAACAGAAAGAGCAGGAAGGAGACACCCGAGAUCUGGAAAGGAUGCUGGAACUCAUUGGGAAAGCUUCGGAUCGCACCUUAAAAGACCAGUCCGUCAUCCUCGACGGUGGAAUGAAGUCGCGAUUGGAUAGGGCUCGUGUACGCGAUAACGAAAAGCGUGAAGCUUUUGUGUCCCACUUGGCCGAGCACUCCAGUGCCGGGCGACUUCACGAUCAAGAUGCUGUGUUACAGCCGAUCAAAGUCAAAGAUCCCAACGCGCUCCUUACACUCCCAGAGUUCAUUAAGGAAGCUAUGCCAAUGGAGCGUCAGCAACUGUUAGAUCCACAAGCUCUGUUGACCCUUCCGGAGUUUGUCAAAGAAAUGCCUCCUCCACAUAUUCUGGCCAAAAUGAACUCGGGUUCCGCCUCCCCGCCCUCAAGCACUAUUUCUCGGUUGAAGAAGAAGAACCGCGAUCGCAGCAGCUCAGCUCCUCCCCUUUCCUUAUCCUGGCUGAGAAGCUCCUCUUCCAAGUCCAGUCUACAUGAAAUCAGAACAAGCAACUCCUCAUCUGGGGCGUUAUCUUCGGCUAUCUUUGAGACCAAUCAUCUAGCAGAGUACCACGAAAAUUUACACCACAUCCUUGUCUUCUUUACUGUUAACGGGGCUCAACCUGGUGUAGACAUUGAGGCAGAAGUGGUCCCUUCAAGCCCCCUGGAUGAUGGCGACAAGUUGGUUAUCAAGAGCGGACCUAAUACAUCUUUACCUCUUCUCCUUCCUGGAAGAGUAACUCCUGGGAAAAAAGAGGUCAAGGUUCAGAGCGGUCAUUAUGAAAUCAAACUUGCAACACUACCUUCACCCAGACCACUCGAGCACCGACCCCUUCUUGACGCAACGCAGCUCUCGGAGAAGAAGCCGACCAGCUUUAUUUGUGCUUCGUGCUCUCUUCCAUUGGUCCAUUCUUCCAAAGGCUACCGCUACCGUGAUCUUCCCUCAGAACAUUGGGAAGAGCUUGUAGAUGCAUGGAUGUGCCAUUCUGCCCAGAAACUACACGAGGACGUUACUAAGCGCAGCAAGGAAGGAUUCUGGCCGGAACCUAGUUGUGCACUUGUGGGGGGAAGUUACAUCUUGUUUGAAGAAUCUGCAAUCAACAAGGAUAAUGUUCAUAUACCUGAAGCUACGACGUAUGAUGAAGGGAGACACGUUAUUCGAUGUAUAUGCGGUGCUAUCAUAGGACGUUACCAGGAACAUCAGUCGGAUAACGCCAAGAUCAGAGCAUAUAGGGUACUAAAGUACGCAGUCCGUUCCGUGAGUCCAAUAGCAGAACCUUCAAGAAUUCCUCUUUCAGCGUUCGUCGUGGAGGAUAUGACAGAGUUUGUUCAAGCCCAUGCCUCCUACCGAUUUGUGUUAUCUGAUGAAGAGGAGGAACGUCCACGCAUCCUGAUAUGGUUAUUCAAACCGAGUAUGCAGAUUGGUUACACUGCACAGCGACCUUAUGCUAUUCCCAAAAGCGCAUCCAUAACUGUUGCCAAAGUUCUCUUCAAACUUUUGGGGCCGUCCGACGCCAAAUCUGAUAUCAGAACAAUCCUCAGCAAAUAUCCCGGAUUCCCUCAAGCAGAGUAUCUGUAUUACCCAAUGGAUGCAUGUCAGCGUCUGGCCGCCCUUCUGAAGGAGAGCAACAUGACCUACCCCGAGAGUAUGCGCGUCAUGACAGGACUAGACGUUGGAUGGCUGCAGAGAAUGUGA